Molecule: messenger RNA, 735 nt
Organism: Parascedosporium putredinis
Lineage: Eukaryota; Fungi; Ascomycota; Sordariomycetes; Microascales; Microascaceae
Source: the annotation of a GenBank genome assembly
AUGGCCACCCUCCAUCAGCUCCGAUCCAUCAACAACCGAAUCUCCGGACGCUUGGCCCUUGUCACUGGGGCGAGUGGCGGCAUCGGCUCGGCCUGCACAAAAGCCCUAGCGGAUGAAGGCUGCGAUGUCAGUGGAUACGGCGCACAGGAAAGCGCCGAAUCGCUCGCCCGUGAACUAAGCGAAAAGUAUCCCGAGCAACUCUUCCUCACCGAAAGGCAGACCUCGUCUCCCGCGACGCCACCCGCGCUCGUCCCCAGGAUCCUGCAGAACCCCGAGGUCGCCGCCCGACACACGGCAAUUUCCAUCCUCGUGGCCAACGCCGGCCGGGCCCGCCGCGCCAGAGAUAUCUCGGAGAUUGACGAGGACGACUGGGACGACGUCUUGGAAGUGAACGCCCGCAGCCAGUUUGUGAUUACCAAGGCCUGCGUUCCGGGAAUGAGGUUGGAAGGGUGGGGGCGCGUCAUCCUGAUCGGAAGCAUUGCGAGCCGCGGGGAGGGAUCAACGGUCUCACCCGCCAUGAUUGGGUCUACCGGAUUGAUCCCAGCCGCACAAUCUCAAACGUGGGCAAGCGGCACGGAUAUCAACACCCUUCAAGCCACGGACCCGGGAUUGGCCAUCGCAACACAUGUACCUGUCCAGCGGCUAGGAGAACCCGAGGAGGUGGCCAAUAUCGUGAUCAUGCUAGCAAAGACGGGAUACGUCACCGGUCAGGAUAUCUUGUUGGCGGGGGCUUAA